Messenger RNA from Oryza brachyantha (malo sina), 2060 nucleotides. RefSeq names its product beta-1,2-xylosyltransferase XYXT1-like. Bases 312 to 1859 code for a protein of 515 amino acids. Gene Ontology annotation, molecular function: glycosyltransferase activity. Lineage: Eukaryota; Viridiplantae; Streptophyta; Magnoliopsida; Poales; Poaceae. The record is from RefSeq and is a predicted model, not a curated record. The transcript is spliced from 4 exons.
AAUGCACCUUACCACACAUGUUUAAGCUAACUACUGCAUGAUAAUUGUGUCAUUAUACAUGGAAAUAUAGUAAUUAGAUGUGACUAAGUCCUCUCCUGCCUCCUGAAGGUAGCCAGCCAUAUAGGACAUCAUCAAGAACUGGUCCAUUGAGGAGAAGAGAAGAGUUCUUGGAAGGCUCUCUUCUCCCAUGCCAGGGAGUUGGUGUCUCUAGGAUACCUGCAGAGAAAGACAACCACACACACAUAUUUAUCACGAGAGAGUAGAGCUGCAAGGAGGAAGAAAGGAUUCAGAGGGAGGAAGGAGAGGGAGAGAUGGGAGGUGAACAUGGCAAGCUCAUCAAGAGCUUGAAGGGUGCAGCUCAGAAGUAUCUCGGUGUCGGCUUCUUGCUCGGCUUCUUCCUCGUCCUCCUCACCUACUUCACCGUCUCCGAGCAGUUCGCCAUCGCCGCACCCAACGCUAUUCGGAAAACAUCACCGGGGCACCCCUCACCGACGAUCACCCCGGCCGUGGAAGAGAAGAAGCAACUGCCCCCUAUCAUAGAGCAGAAGCAGCCACCAAAGGCAGAGCAUGAGCAUGCAGCGGUAGUACAGGAGAAGACCCCGUCAGCUGAAGAGAUAGAGAUACAGAAAGAAACAGAGGAGGACCAUACCCAGGACAAGCCCACUGAUGUCGCCACCGUGGAGGAGAGCGCUCCGGCCAAGAAGCCGGCGUGUGACAUCCAGGGGCCAUGGGCCUCCGACGUGUGCAGCAUCGACGGCGACGUGCGCAUCCAUGGCGCGGCGCACACCGUCGUCAUCCCGCCGCCGAUCGAGGCCGGCGGCAGCAACCCGAACCCGCAGGAGUGGCGCAUUCUGCCCUACUCGAGGAAGCACAUGGGCGGGCUGAAGGAGGUGACGGUGCGCGAGGUGGCGUCGGCGGGGGACGCCCCGGCGUGCGACGUGCGGUCGCCGGUGCCGGCGCUGGUGUUCGCCAUGGGCGGGCUGACGGGCAACUACUGGCACGACUUCAGCGACGUGUUGAUCCCGCUGUACCUGCAGGCGCGGCGGUUCGACGGCGAGGUGCAGCUGGUGGUGGAGAACAUCCAGAUGUGGUACGUCGGAAAGUACAAGCGCAUCCUGGACCGGCUGUCGAGGUACGACAUUGUCGACAUGGACAAGGACGACAAGGUCCGGUGCUUCCCCGGCGCGGUGGUCGGCAUCCGCAUGCACAAGGAGUUCAGCAUCGACCCGGCGCGCGAGCCGAUGGGGCACUCCAUGCCGGAGUUCACCAAGUUCCUCCGCGAGACCUUCUCGCUGCCGCGCGACGCGCCGGUGAGCGUCAAGCCCGGCGACGAGGCGAGGAAGCCGCGGAUGAUGAUCAUCUCGCGGCGGCACCCGCGCAAGCUGAUGAACGUGGACGAGGUGGUGCGGGCGGCGGAGCGCGUGGGGUUCGAGGUGGUGAUCGGCGACCCGCCGUUCAACGUGGACGUCGGGGAGUUCGCGCGGGAGGUGAACCGCGCCGACGUGCUGAUGGGCGUCCACGGCGCCGGCCUGACGAACUCGGUGUUCCUGCCGACGGGCGCCGUGUUCAUCCAGGUGGUGCCGUACGGGAAGAUGGAGCACAUCGGGAAGGUGGACUUCGGCGAGCCGGCGGAGGACAUGCAGCUCAAGUACAUCGCCUACUCCGCCGGCGUCGACGAGAGCACGCUGGUGGAGACGCUGGGGCGCGACCACCCGGCGGUGCGCGACCCGGAGUCGGUUCACCGGAGCGGGUGGGGGAAGGUCGCCGAGUACUACCUCGGCAAGCAGGACAUCCGGCUCGACCUCGCCCGCUUCGAGCCCGUCCUCCGCAACGCCAUGGAUCUCCUCAAAGAGAACUAAUAGAGAGUGUAAUUAGGCUAAGCUAGCUUAGCUGCACCAUUUCAUUCUAUCUUAUUUUUCUUCUUUUACUCUCUAUUCUUUUGAGUUCUUUCACAGCAAACAACGAUCGAUUGAAUGAUCAUCAUCACAGCUUUACAAUUGCAUUCAACUCUUCUUUGUAUCCCGUUUGAUGCACAUAAUGGAGGGUGGAUUGGAACGAAU